Carcharodon carcharias (great white shark) is the source of this 4311-nucleotide messenger RNA. Its product is annotated as zinc finger and BTB domain-containing protein 46-like. The record is from RefSeq and is a predicted model, not a curated record. Gene Ontology annotation, biological process: regulation of transcription by RNA polymerase II. The transcript is spliced from 8 exons. Gene Ontology annotation, molecular function: RNA polymerase II cis-regulatory region sequence-specific DNA binding; protein binding; DNA-binding transcription factor activity, RNA polymerase II-specific. NCBI's taxonomy places the organism in Eukaryota, Metazoa, Chordata, Chondrichthyes, Lamniformes, Lamnidae. Bases 228 to 2714 code for a protein of 828 amino acids.
UGCCUUACCCACAAUACCAGGCUGUGGUUUCCGCUGGUGAGGGGGAAGCAGGUUCCUGGUUACUCAGGGCUGGGAGGAGGAGACAGCUUCUCGGGAUCAUUUUUUUUUCCCUCUUGUGCUGGACUCGCUGGUUUCGGGGCCCUUUCCGCUGCUGCACAUAUACAUGGGUUAAUCGAAUUCCUCUUCAUUUCAAAGCACUGGGAGAUCGCAAACAAUCCUGGGACAGAAUGGGGAGGAACUGGCACUACGUUGAUGAAGGGGAGGGACAGCGAGACAAAGAAAGACAGAUUCAGAAGCAGCAACAAUAUUUGUCAAUGAACAAUCGAAAGGACGACAUGGAGAUCACUUCCCACUAUCGCCACUUACUGCAGGAAUUGAAUGAACAACGGCAACAUGGCAUCCUAUGCGAUGUCUGUAUCAUUGUAGAGGGGAAAAUCUUUAAAGCGCACAAAAAUGUUCUGCUUGGUAGUAGCCGUUACUUCAAGACUUUGUACUGUCAGGUGCAGAAGAUGUCCUCAGACCAGGCCACAGUGACUCAUUUGGACAUAGUCACAGCGCAAGGUUUCAAAGUAAUCAUUGAUUUUAUGUAUUCAGCACACCUAGCACUGACUAGCAAGAAUGUCAUUGAGGUGAUGUCAGCUGCAAGUUAUUUGCAGAUGACAGACAUAGUUCAGGCAUGUCACAGUUUUAUCAAGGCAGCUUUAGACAUCAGUAUAAAGACUGAGCCAUCAGAGGAUAUUAUGGAGUAUGAUAUGGGAGCCCCCUCAAGCAGCAGCAUUGAUGUUGUGACGCCAGUAGCAGUGGGCAGGAGUAGCUCUCCCUGGUUGGAAAGACGACGAACAAGUCCUGCAAAUUCUUCUGGAGAUUCGGCAAUUGCAAGCUGUCAUGAUGGUGGGAGCAGCUACAGCAAAGAGGAACAUGAGCAGAAAACUGACAGUCAUGAUGACAUCUCGUCACAGUCACUCUGGUCCAGUGAUGCUGGUUACAAUUCAUUUAGAGUCAAGGAGGAGCAGAUAUCUCCUUCGCAUUAUGGAGGCGCUGAACUGAGAGAAUCUCACCUUGGCAAGAACAGCACUUCACAGAACACUUUUUCUGAUCAGGUCCCUGAGGUGUGGCAGCUGCCUGGUCGGAAAAAGAAUCGUAAAAAUAAGCAAACAGUACGCCAUAUUACACAGCAUGUUGAAGUGGAUAGCAGAGCCAGCUCCCCAAUGCCUUCAAUGUUUACUGUUGCUGGGUGGCCAUAUAAUAGCCGUGAUGGGGCAGGUGCAGAUGUCACUGAACCAAGCAGUUCAGAUAGUCGGGGAGACAGACCUGAUUUCUGUCAGAAUCCUGAGGAGCCACUAGCCGGUGUAGAAUCAAAUUAUCUUUCUCAGUUUGUUGCCUCCGUAAAAGAAGAACAGCAGGCAUCUACAGUGGCUAACUUGAGAGCUGCACUUCUGAGCAAGCAUAACUUCUUAUCUGUCAAGUCUGACCAACCAGGAGAUGAUAAUCCUAUUAUUUUUGAAUACUUGCCUAAAGGGCCCGGAAAUAACUUGAAUCAUACAGAAGAUGCACAUGAUUUCCAAGCAAGAGAUUUGUCUCCACUGACUUCCCAAUUUCCAGAACAGAGUCCUCCUAGGAUGUUGCAAUAUGAUGAAAUUUUACCUGAACAAAUGUCACAUAAACCAACUAACUCACCAUCGCAGAUCAAAGUAGAUAGUACAGAGGGAAUCCUGGCAGUGUCAAAGGUGUAUGAAAAUUCCAAUCCAGUUAAUGAAUUUACUGUGAUAAGGAAGAAGUUCAAGUGUCCAUACUGCAGCUUCUCUGCUAUGCAUCAAUGUAUCUUGAAGAGACAUAUGCGCUCACACACAGGUGAAAGGCCAUACCCUUGUGAAAUCUGUGGCAAGAAGUUUACUCGGCGGGAACACAUGAAAAGGCACACAUUGGUGCACAGCAAAGACAAAAAAUAUGUCUGCAAAGUCUGCAACAGAGUCUUCAUGUCAGCAGCCAGUGUUGGCAUUAAGCACGGCUCUAGACGUCAUGGAAUAUGUGUGGAUUGUGCCGGUGGAAGUCUGAUGUCUCAGCUAGACCAGGAUGGUGCAGAUGAGUCUCCAGAUGGAAUGUUCUCUGCAGAAAACCCGUACCCUGAUGAACAUGGGGAAAUCCAGUAUGCUGACGAGCAUGGAGAAAAUCAAUACCCUGAAGAUCAUGGUGAAAGCCAGUACCAUGACGAACAUGGGGAAAGCCAGUACCCUGACGAACAUGGGGAAAGCCAGUACCCUGACGAACAUGGGGAAAGCCAGUACCCUGACGAACAUGGGGAAAGCCAGUACCCUGACGAACAUGGGGAAAGCCAGUACCCGGAUGAACAUGGGGAAAGCCAGUACCCUGACGAACAUGGGGAAAGCCAGUACCCUGACGAACAUGGAGAAAGCCAGUACCCUGACGAACAUGGGGAAAGCCAGUUCCCCGAUGAUCAUGGAGAAAGCCAGUACCCUGAUGAACAUGGGGAAAGCCAGUACCCUGAAGAUCAUGAGGACAGAGAAAGGGAGGUUGAUGAAGAAAUGGCAGACGGUGAAGAGGAAAUGAAGUGGAAGGAUGAUGAUGUGAUUCCACAGGCUGAUAUAAUUCUGGAAGAUGAUAAGGAAGUGAUAGAUUCCCAACAAGACCAAGAGAAUCAAGAAAUUCCUGUAGCAGAUGACAAGGAUUUCGGAUGGAUUUCACAAGAAAUGUAGCCUUUGGGUUACUUUUACAUUCUAGAGUGCAUCAGUGCACCAUAGUUCUUUAGAGUGCUAGCUGUUCACUAAUGUACAUGUUAAAUUGUAGUCGGGCAGUUUUACAAGAACAUUAUAUUUACAAAAAAUACUAUUCAGAAAGAUAUGUACACCAGUGAUUUUUCAGGUUCAUUGUCCACUUGUGAAAUUUAGGAUUAGAUGUUAAAAUUUGGGGCAUUUUACCAGUGGUUCUAUACACCUUUCUUUUUAAAUUUCAUCAUAAUUUUGAAGAAUAUUGGUAAAUUGAGAUUUUCAAUCAUUUUCUGAGCUAUUGUUGUCCUUUAAAAUGUAACCAGAUCUGGAUUGCCUCUGUGUAUGCAGGAUCCAAAGCACAUUGAUUACUGUUGAAAGAUAAUGAAACAACCAUUGAGUAACAGAGUUUAUCUAACUGUUGCUUCCCAAGUAUCAAUCUGUAAUAGUUGAAGUUCUCAUUCCCUCCUGCAGUCCAAAAAUAUUGAUGUGAAAACCCCACCAUUUUGUGUGUUAAUAGAUUAGACAUCACUGUCAAAUUAUGCAUAAAAACAAGAAAGGUGUACAUUCCCAAACAAGAUUCUCCACUUUGCAAACAGAUGAGACAUUCCUUCAUUCUGUAACGUCUCCGUGCACACAAAUUUUAUCAUAGAUUUAGUUUUCUGAGUUAGUGCAUUUUAAGAAGUGUUUCAUAAUGGGGCUUCUUUGCUAUGGCGGGUGUGAGUCAUGUGCUGCGUUGUGUUAUUUUAACAUUUCAAUGUCUAUAUUUUUGGCCUUCUCGUGGAGAUUAAUUUUGGCUGUGUCAUGACAUGAAGCUUUUCACAAAGUUCAAAGCUGUGCCAGAUCUCUCUGCUCUUUAGACAAGGAAGUAAGGAGUUAACUUAUUUGUUGCAUUGAUAAAAAGGUAGCACAUGCUUUUUUUUAGUUAUAAUGUACACUAAAUACUGAAUAUAUACCAAAUUAUAUGUUUUAAUAGAAUUUACUUUGGAUACUUUACUGAUGAUUUUUGUUUAUCAUUUAGAAAAUGCAAAAAAACUGGAAUUGUUCAAUAUAUUUCAGAAAAUCAAAUCUUAUCAUGUUUUGGCUUGUUAGUGGUAAUAUGUGCAAAUCCUUACUAAAUUAAGCCAUAACUAUGGUUACUUUUUAGAAAUCUAUAUUGUAUUUCAGAUUUCUGCCUUUUACAUUAGGAGUUUUGCCUGAUGAAAGUUUUUAAGAGUGCUGUGUGAGUAUGCUCAUAUAUUUAUUUUUUCAACAUGCUUUCAGCUGGAUUUGUUAAAAGCGCUUAAAGCUGUUGAAAUCUUCUCUGCUUGGAAUAUUAUUCUAUAUGAUACUGACUUUGUAAUUAUAAACCUGUGUUUGUAUUCAAGAUGUGUUUAAUAUUCAGAGUUAGUUAUGAGUAGUGGGAGAAGAUGACUGUGCAUUGUACUGAUCUCUGUAACUGUAGUAAUUACAUUUUUUUUUAGGUGAUUAUGCUUUCUGUAUCUUAGGCAUGCCAAAGGUCUGCCUAAAGUUCAUGUGCUGGGAAUAGCUUGGAUAUACUCACACCCAAAUCAAUCUUAAAUAAACCGGGAAGUGCUGCCAAAGCAAA